AUGAGAUGUUUCGGUAUUCUUAUGAUAUCAUUUCAAAGAUACGUAUCUAUGUGCAAAAACGGGAAGCGGCUUGAACACUUCAUCAAUGUUUCCCAUCGAUGGACAUUGCCAAUUGUGCACUGGGCCGUUCCAUUACUUUAUUCGGUUCCUCUAUUUGCUGUUACGGAUGUCACGUUUCUAUCGAUAGAAAAUCUCGAAGUGAUAGCCGAGAAGGGCGAUAUUACGCUAGCCACAUCAAUGACAGCCUGUUUUGUGCUCACCAUUUUUAUUUUGUGUAGUUUCUGCUAUAGUUCUGUAUUGAGAUUUUUAGUAAUCAACAGAUUCAGCAACAGUGCGUCGGUGAAAAGGGAAUCUCGAUUAUACGUGCAGAUGCUUGGGUUAUUUUUUGCCUUCAUAUUAUUGGUGAUUUACAAUAUUAUGCAGUUCAGCUUCUCACUUCGCUCUAACAAUGGACCUGUUUUCACCAUGAGGAUAAUAUUUCCUGUGGUCAGUUGCUUCUUAUCAUAUGUGAAUGUGUGGAUGAUGUUCAUUUUGAAUAGUGACAUAAGGAGAAAAACCUUCCGAUUAUUUGGGUACAAGAAAAGCAGUCAGUCUCAGGGCACCAUUAUCAUAUCUAUAACGAGGAAGCCGGUCACUGUUGCUGAUGCACAACAUUCCCAUAGUGGUAUUUCUUCAUCUUACCGACGUAACACAAAGUGA
Molecule: messenger RNA, 699 nt
Organism: Necator americanus (New World hookworm)
Lineage: Eukaryota; Metazoa; Nematoda; Chromadorea; Rhabditida; Ancylostomatidae
Exons: 6
Coding region: 1-699 (232 amino acids)
Cellular component (GO): membrane
Source: RefSeq, a predicted model, not a curated record